AUGUAUAUAGGGAUAGGGGAUUGGAGAGUAGCGGCUCCAUGGGCCAUCUGUCUCAGCGGCAGCGGCAACAAAGACGCCAGGAUGGUGCUGAUGCACGUCGGAUAUCUCGUCUUCCCAGUUUUUGGGUCUGUGAGCAACAGAGGUCCACCUUUUCCAAGGCCACAGUCUUCUCAAGCCACUUCCUGCAGACAGCUUCACGUCACUCAUCAGCACGAGUUUCCUCGACCUUACUCUGUCUCGUCACAACCAGCCCUGAGUGCCCAGGUGACCUCAUCGCACCAGGCCUCCACUUCUUCUCUGCCACUGCACCAGACUUUGACAAGCCCUCAGUUCCAAGAUCUGCCUGCCUUCUUAUCUCAGCCGCUACACCAGCAGUACCUCCUGCACCAGCAGGGAAGGCUGAUGGCAUUCCCCAGGCGGGCACAGGAAAGGGCACCUCCUUACCCUCACCGCCUUCGGCCGGCCUAUGACUUCACCAACCAUUCUGCUUCGGGAGUGGGAACGCAGACCGGAUACCUGACUGAAGGCACUGAAUGGGACGUCAGUGCAGAGGCUGGAAUACCCCACGUUCAGUACCAGCUCCUUCCAGUGCACCGUCUGCACCAUUACUUAGCAACGCCUAGGAUACAUCACAUAUCCAGAAGUAUAUCUUCCAGCUCAGUGAUUAUUCCCGAGGUGAGGAAUUAUUCUUAUCCACAUCUUCACCUGCUUACGCUCCAAGGAUUGAAUGCAGGACAACAGAUUCCAGCUGUCAGAGAAAGUUAUGAGGAGCUGUUGCAGCUCGAGGACAGGCUCGGGACUGCGAGCCGGGCGAGCAUGCAGAAUACGAUUGAGAGAUGCACCUUGCCACACAAAUACAGGAAGAGAAUACAACAGGAUAUCAAAGAAGGUAAAAAGGAAGAAGAGGAAAUGGACUUCGAUGAGAAAUGCACGAUUUGCCUCUGUAUGUUGGAGGAGGGAGAAGAUGUUAGGCGCCUCCCUUGCAUGCACCUGUUCCACCAAGUCUGCGUAGACCAAUGGCUGACCACCAGCAAGAAGUGUCCAAUGUGCCGAGUGGAUAUCCAAGCACAGCUCUUUCCAGACAGCUGA
Messenger RNA from Mobula hypostoma (lesser devil ray), 1089 nucleotides. It is a transcript of the gene ark2ca, whose product is annotated as arkadia (RNF111) C-terminal like ring finger ubiquitin ligase 2Ca. Gene Ontology annotation, molecular function: ubiquitin protein ligase activity; zinc ion binding. Lineage: Eukaryota; Metazoa; Chordata; Chondrichthyes; Myliobatiformes; Myliobatidae. Gene Ontology annotation, cellular component: nucleus. The record is from RefSeq and is a predicted model, not a curated record.